CUGCCGGAGGAAAUUGCUCGUCUGACCAUGGCUAGAUCUUCCCAUUGGUAGAGACUUGAUUCUAGGAAGGACGUUGUGGCCCAAGGGAAAAAUACAGGAGGCCUGUAAUUCCCAUACAGCUGCUCAUCAAAUCUCUCAGAGCAGAAUUGCUACAGGCAUAUCGUGGGACAGCCCAGGCGUCCCGGAGUCAGCGAGGGCCCUGUCAGCAAGUCUGGGGCGGGACCUGUGUUAUUUCUCUGGCUGCGAGGCUCUACCGCUCCUCUGCAGUUCACUUCAGCUCCCUGCCACCGUCCUGUCUUCAGCAUGCCUGGCCCGGCCCCCAGUGGCACUAACGUGGGCUCCUCAGGGCGCUCUCCCAGCAAAGCAGUGGCGGCCCGGGCGGCGGGAUCCACCGUCCGGCAGAGGAAGAAUGCCAGCUGUGGAACAAGGAGCGCAGGACGUACGACCUCAGCGGGCACUGGGGGGAUGUGGCGAUUCUACACAGAGGACUCACCAGGGCUCAAAGUGGGCCCUGUUCCAGUAUUGGUGAUGAGUCUUCUGUUCAUCGCUUCUGUAUUUAUGUUGCACAUUUGGGGCAAGUACACUCGUUCAUAGAUUCGGCUACAUCCAUCUGUCUGUCAUCUGAAGAAGAAAGGAAAAAAUCCCAACAUAUUUUGGACCAAAAACAUAGUGAUUUUCUGUUCAUGAGGAAGAAAUUUUCUGAAAGCUUACUGUUUUAUAGGGAACUUAAUGAGAAUUAGAAUCCAUUUUUUUUCUAUGGCUAAUAAACUUUUUAAUUCAUUUAUACC
This is a messenger RNA of Capra hircus (goat), 788 nucleotides long. RefSeq names its product Sec61 translocon beta subunit (gene SEC61B). Gene Ontology annotation, cellular component: Sec61 translocon complex. Gene Ontology annotation, biological process: intracellular protein transport. The record is from RefSeq and is a predicted model, not a curated record. Lineage: Eukaryota; Metazoa; Chordata; Mammalia; Artiodactyla; Bovidae. The transcript is spliced from 4 exons. Bases 304 to 594 code for a protein of 96 amino acids.